Molecule: messenger RNA, 4283 nt
Organism: Scaptodrosophila lebanonensis
Lineage: Eukaryota; Metazoa; Arthropoda; Insecta; Diptera; Drosophilidae
Gene: Ankle2
Exons: 10
Coding region: 334-4047 (1237 amino acids)
Biological process (GO): negative regulation of phosphorylation
Cellular component (GO): endoplasmic reticulum
Molecular function (GO): protein phosphatase 2A binding
Source: RefSeq, a predicted model, not a curated record
ACGCGAACGCGCGUUGUUGUGCAUUUGUUGAAAACGUACGCGCUAUUUAUUUGUUUUUUUUUGUAUAUUUCUUUAUAUAUGCAUUAGCGCACUAAUACAUUUCCUACAUCGACUUCUAAAUUGAACAAGUUCCGCGUCAAAAACACAAUAAACAACCCAACAUCAAUGUUUGUGCGUGCGCAAGUGUGUGCUGUAUUGUUUUAAAAGCAUCCCACCUCAUCGCCUCACCGCCCGCCCGCUCAUAUCAACAGCAGUGGCGCGCUUCGUGGCGUAGAGUUGCCCAACCAACAACCAAAAAAUAAGAACAACAACACCAUCAACAGCAUCGGCCUAAUGUCCUACUUUGGCGUCUAUAUACCUCCAUCGAAAUCGGGAUUCGAGGGCAAUGCAGCGCAAUGUGCGGGUUCCAUUGCGGCGGUCAACAUAAAGCCCGCACUGGAGAUGCCGUCAUCCGGCGGGACCAGUAUUAUAUUAACGGGAGAUGAGCUGAAUUCGACCAAAUAUGAGGAUCCCGAUUAUCCACCCGACUCGCCACUCUGGCUGAUCUUCACGGAAAAAUCCAAGGCCCUGGAUGUGCUGCGACACUACAAGGAGGCGCGUCUGCGGGAGUUCCCCAAUCGUGAGCAGGCCGAGAGCUAUGUGCAGUUCGGUUUCGAGAGCAUUCAGUCGCUGAAGCGCUUCGGCAAGACCAAGCCAUUGAGCAAACCCGUUCAGUUAGCAACAAGCAUAGCAGCUAGUUUUAAGGGGACUAACAACAACAACAGCAGUGGCAGCAGCAGCAACAACAGUAGCGAAAAUAUAUACUCAUCAUCGCCAACAGGCAUGAGCUCCUCAACGCUCGCCAUUCUCUCCUCCUCGCCCACCAGCAGCGGCUUCGCCUGCCUAGUGGGUGCCACCAGCAGCGGCGACAACAGCAGCAGCAGUAGCAGCAACAACAGCAUCGGUGCCACCACCUCUUCAGUCACUGCCCGGGACAUACUGCCCUCACUAAAUGCAGAGCGCCCGCCAUUUCGGGCGCCCAUAAAACAGGAGCUCGCCGACUUUCGCAAGCUAAUCGAGGCGGGCAACUAUGAGCGCGUGAAGCGCAUUGUGUGGGAGAAUCCGCGCUUUCUCAUCAGCAGCGGCGACACACCCACUAGCCUGAAAGAGGGCUAUCGCUAUAAUGCCAUGCAUAUAUGUGCCCAGAGCAAUCAGGCGCGUGUCGCCGAACUGAUUCUCAAGAUCAUCUCAGAUCCAAAAUUCACGCAGCUAUAUGCUGGCCUGAAGGCUAGCGAGGAAAUGUGUGCGGCUCUCAAUGAUAAUCUGCUAGAUUAUUAUCUCAACAUACCAGACAAGGGACGGGGCGAGACGCCUCUGCAUUUUGCCGUCAAGAACGGACAUGUGGCUGUUGUCGAGGUCCUCACAUCAUAUCCCCAAUGCAAAUCCCUUUACAACAAGGAGCACCAGCUUCCCAAGCAUAUCAUUUGCCAGCGUGCUCCGAACGCAGAUCCCAUGGUGACCAAGAAAAUCGAAUUGUUGCUAAACGGUCCCUACUAUGUGCCCGUUCUACGUGCCGUAGGCAACGAGUUACCGCCACAAGUAGGCCAACCCUUUACGCCAAACGAACCACCGACAUUGCAGUGCAAGAGCGACGAUAGUGAAGCGCUUAGCGUUAGCUUGACCAUUAGCGCAUUGGCCGGGCCAAUGCCUCGAGAUCAAGCACAGAAUUUUUAUCGUCGCUGGAAGACGCCACCGCGCUUGGGCAGCACACAGCAUUCACCACUGGCCAGCUCACCAUAUAUUUCGCCGAUGAAGACGCCGGCCAAGUCGAUAUUUAACAAAAGCGAUGGGGCCGCCAACCAUUCAUCGCCCACAGGUAGACGCUUGCUGUUCAGUCCGCUGGCGGCAGCAUCGCCAAAACUGGCACAUGUGGAUCAGCAAAAUGGCAACCACCAUCUGGAUGAGAUGCUGGAGGAGGAGUUGGGACCACUGCCGAACAAUGACAGUGGGAGCGGCGAGGAGCCGUGCAAUGACUUGGAACAGUUGGAGAACAACAACAAUAACAAUCAGCAGAGCAUCAAGCAACCAUUUAGUCUGCCAUCGACGCCGAUGCGUCAGACAAAAUCAGAACUAUUUACCGCAUACCGUGAUAUCUGUUCGUCACCGAUCGUUGGCAUACAAUCGCCCGGCAGCAUACCUGCGGCAGAAAGCACAUUCAAUGUGUCUGUGUCAACGUUCAAUGACAGCUUUCGUGAGCGUCACAUCAAGAAUUCGGACAUUGAGAAGGGACUCGAGAUGGUGGGUCGGCAAUUGGCGCUCCAGGAAGAUUUAGAGUGGCGCGAAUAUUGGGACUUUCUCGAUGCCUUUGUCAAUAUUGCAUCCCCAGAGGGCCUCAGACAACUCGAAAACUUUUUCACCGAGAAAUCGGAUCAGGCCUGGAACUUUGCACAAAUGCAUUACUACUUGGAUAUGGUUAGCGAGCGCGAAAAGACGGGCACAUUGAAUACAUCUUCGCAGGCUGAAUUCGCUUCUGCCAGCACCACCACCUCCAUUCCGCAGGUGAUGACCCCGUACACGUGUGUGGAGAAAUCGCUGCAAGUGUUCGCGAAACGCAUCACCAAGACGCUCAUAAACAACAUUGGCAAUUUGGUCUCCAUCAAUGACACCCUGUUGUCCGAACUGAAAAGACUGAAAUCGCUCAUUGUGAGCUUCAAGGACGAUGCGCGCUUCAUGACCGUCGACUUUAGCAAGGUCCACUCCAGGAUCGCCCAUCUGGUGGCCAGCUACAUAGCGCACUCGCAGGAACUGACUCCCGAAAUGAGCCAACAGCUGCACGUCAUGCUCGACAAUCUCUUUAAGUUGCAUGGCGAUCGGCGUGAGCAUUUGGACUGCGUCUGCGCCAGCAUGCUGCAAAUGCUGAAGCAGGCGCCCCAAGUUGAGCUGCCGGAUGCGCUCAAGACCGAAGAACUCUGUGCGGCCGCUUGGGAUGCGGAAAAAUGUUGUCCCUGCCAAUGGGAUCCGAAUCUGAGUCGCAAGACAAGUCGGCGCAAGCGCACAGAAUCCUUGCGUGCUCAAAUCGCUCCUGUGGAGAACAGUGGUGCAGUAUUAUCGGCGGCAGCUGCGGCCGCGUUACGUGCCGCUGCACCACCUAGUUUGGCGGUUGUAGCGCCCGUUCCCAUUACCAACGUUUGGCGCGGCAGCAGCAACAGCGAUGAUGACGACGACGAUGACAGCGACGACGAUGCAUUCUUUUUUGACUGCAGUGCUGAUCAGGUUUUGGCCAGCGAUGAAGACGACGAAGAGGUCUUCAUGACGCCCCCGCAAAGUCUGUCGCCCGUGCCGUCGUCCAACAAUGUGGAGCCACCUUAUGAGCUGUUCAUCUUUGGCAAGGAGCCGACGAAGCGCGAUCUGGAUGUGCUGAAUGCGAUAUUUCAUCUGGACAUUGUGAAGGAGGCGCAUCCUCGUGUGUUUGCCUGGAAAGCAGCCAUGGAGAGCUUUACGCCCGCCGAAAUGGAUCUAUUCCCAUCGCCCAAGUACGUGCAAAAGGCGCACAAACCGGUCUUUACGCCCGCCGCGCUUAAAGCGCCGAACAGCUCACACAGCAGCGCCAAUCUUUCCACAGACAACGGAUCGUCGAUUGUGCUGUCGAAACAUAUAUUUGCCACGCCCAAGUUAAAUGCUGUGGUUCCGCGUCGUAGCGCAGCGACGCCAACGGUGCCACCAAAGCCGCUACGCCUGCCACGCUCCACACCACCAGUAAUAACCUCGGGGCAGUUAACGCUGGAAAAUGGAUAUGUCAUCGAAAAGAGUCACACAACUGAGACGGUGCCGGUGCCUGUAACAAUGUCUACAGACUCGACUGUUGCGGGUGGUGGUGGUGCUGCUGCUGCGGGUGGUGGUGGUGGUUUGAAUUUCCCCUCCAAUAUUUCACAGCCAUUCCAAACACCGCUCAAUAAAGUGCGCGGCCUAUUCCACAAGUAUCGCGACCCACGCCCCGACUAUAGUCCCAUAGGAGGCGACAUGAGUAGCAGCGAUGCGCCGAUACAAUCACUGAAUGAGAGCUUCUAGCAGCUGUGGGCGGUAGGCGUGACAGAAACUACAACAAAUAUAAAUACAACAACAGCCAACAACCACACGGAUACAAAAGUGACAAAAGUGUCAGGAACUGAUAAGGAGGAGGCCUCAUCAUGACUUUGAAUUACUUUUGCUGCAUUGUGCCUCCCAAACAUAAAUUCUUGCAGCUUUGAAAUUAAAUUUCAAAUGCCGAGUAAAUAAAACAAAACCCAUACACACACGAAAAAAUA